This is a messenger RNA of Microtus ochrogaster (prairie vole), 664 nucleotides long. RefSeq names its product ninein-like (gene Nin). The transcript has 6 exons. NCBI's taxonomy places the organism in Eukaryota, Metazoa, Chordata, Mammalia, Rodentia, Cricetidae. Gene Ontology annotation, cellular component: centrosome; ciliary transition fiber; mitotic spindle pole. Bases 178 to 657 code for a protein of 159 amino acids. Gene Ontology annotation, molecular function: calcium ion binding. The record is from RefSeq and is a predicted model, not a curated record. Gene Ontology annotation, biological process: centrosome-templated microtubule nucleation; centrosome localization; microtubule anchoring at centrosome.
CCGGGAGCGAGCGCGCUGGGCGCGGCCGACCCGUGCCGCCCGGCGGAGCUCAAGAGCCCGGAGGUCAUGGUCUGUGCUGUGACGCGGGGUGCCUAAGCCCCGGGACGCGAGCUCCGGAGGCAGCUGGCGCGGGCGCUCCCCAGAGGCCGACGGAAGGUGAGCGCUGUGGGCUAUGGGAUGGAUGAGGUGGAGCAGGACCAGCACGAGGCCCGACUCAAGGAGCUGUUUGACAGUUUUGACACCCUGGGAACUGGGUCUCUGGGUCAAGAGGAGCUCACUGACCUUUGCCAUGUCCUGAGCUUGGAGGAUGUGGCCCCGGUGCUGCAACAGACACUUCUUCAGGACAACCUCUUGGGCAGGGUACAUUUUGACCAAUUUAAAGAAGCGCUAAUACUUAUCUUGUCUAGAACUCUGUCCGGAGAAGAGCACUUUCAGGAGUCAGACUGCUUAGAGGCUCAGCCCAAAUAUGUUAGAGGUGGCAAGCGUUAUGGACGAAGAUCUCUACCCGAGUUUCAAGAGUCUGUGGAAGAGUUUGCAGAGGUGACAGUGCUCGAGCCACUAGAUGAAGAAGCAAAGCCGUCACGCCUCCCAGCUGAUGACUGCAGCGAGGAUCAUUUUCACCCAAGUCAAUUCAAGAGGACAUUCUACUCCGAGUGAAUCCCGG